Gryllus bimaculatus (two-spotted cricket) is the source of this 1650-nucleotide messenger RNA. NCBI's taxonomy places the organism in Eukaryota, Metazoa, Arthropoda, Insecta, Orthoptera, Gryllidae. The record is from the annotation of a GenBank genome assembly.
GUAUUAUAUGAAAAAUAUAUAUGAAAUACCUUCGAAUUAAUUAAAGCAGGAAAAAAAUAAUAAAUGCUCAAAUAGAUUCAUUUACGUUCUAAUGUUGGCACUAUGAAUCAUUCCCGCCUGUGCGCAAGGUGCGAAAGAUACGAAAACGAUCUGUGCAGCUUCUGUACCAGAUGAGAUGCUGCCGUGAUCUGUCGUUUUGAUUUCAGAAUCUGUUGUGUAUGCGUGUGCAAUGCUAUGUGUUUCUGACCGAUUUGCGACUGGUGCGAGACAGCAGAUCCUUGCAUUAAAGAAAUAAUCUUGUAGACGCCGAUCUAACGAACACUUGUCGGCAUGGGCGAUAAUGGAAUUUGUUUUCGUGAAGUGACCCCUGAUCAACUUUUUCCGGAAAAAUGGAAAGAUUUCACUGUAAAUAUCGGUGGCACUCAGGCUUUACAGGAAAUCAAAGUACCAGAACGUGCUGGAGGAUAUGCUUACAAAGACCAAGUGAAAAUCUACUCCAGAAAUCGUUUCCUUUAUUGGCGUACUUCCCAUGACACUCUGGAGCUUGUGGAGCAGAGCUUGGAUGUUAAUCUUGUUGGUAAUGCACUUCGAAUUCGUUUUCAAGAUACACCUGUUCUUGAAGGUGUUUCAGUUCAUGAAGCAGAGAAAGCUAUUGUAGUUUUGGUGGCAACUGUUUCCAGUGUUCAUCGCUUAUCAUUUCCUCAUCCUGAUCAUUUGUGUUCAGAGGACACUGCUGAUUUUGCCCUAGCCCAUCAUCCUGAUAUUGGAAUAAAGUCCAUAUUUGCAGACACUACUCUUUCUUCUGUGAGAGAUCCUAGUAGUUUCCAUGUCCUGAAUAGUGUGGCAUCAGGAAUUGGUCUUCCACAUGUAUCUGCCUCAUUGCUAACAGUUCAGGGUGAUUCCCUGUUUGCCUUGGGUUACCCGUCUGGCAGCAACCUGCUUGUGCAGAUGGGUGCAGGCGGCCAAGAAGUAAUGGUACGAGAGCUCAAGGAAGAAACCUUUGUACCUCGCUUCCUAUCUGGCAUCACACACGCUCUUAUAGGAGGUCGGGGUGUCCCCACAGAGGCACCUGUGAGUCUUGCCCUACACUGCAUUGGGCUGGAGACUUACCUUUUUUGUUUGCACCGUGAUGGCAUUCUCGCCAUGUGGUCGUGCAGCCGUGUGGCACUGAUGAGCACCCUUGAUCUAGCGCAAGUGUGUGGCAGUGAGCCAGGGCAGCAUGCUACAGAAGGAGUUCAGAGUCAUGUGCUGCGCAAAGCUCAAGAUGCAAGAGAUGGGCGUGUUCUGCUGGCUGCUUUCCUCUGCUUUGCAGAGGGUUCUCAAGUGUGCCUUGCCAAGCCUUCUCUUGUGCCUGGAGGUGCCUCUUUUCGUCUCAACCUUUUGUGUACUGUUCCUGCACCUGCUGGGGACCUGGUGGAGCUGGCGCUGGCCGGCGGCGCGCUGUGGGCGGCGUGGCGCGGGCCGCGGGGGCCGCUGGUGUCGCGCGCCGCGCUGGGCGCGGAGCUGGGCCCGUGGCGCAUGGCGCUGCUGGAGCCGCCGCCCGACGUGGAGGCGGCGCUGCGCGACGACGCGGACGUGGCCGAGCAGUACCUGCACUACGUCUUCCACGGCCACCACUUCUCCGCGCCCGUCAUCGCGCGCGCUCUCGCC